This is a messenger RNA of Triticum dicoccoides, 740 nucleotides long. RefSeq lists its product as uncharacterized. The record is from RefSeq and is a predicted model, not a curated record. The transcript has 5 exons. Bases 15 to 401 code for a protein of 128 amino acids. Lineage: Eukaryota; Viridiplantae; Streptophyta; Magnoliopsida; Poales; Poaceae.
UAGGCCAGGCCGUAAUGGGCCGCGAGGCAGGGCCUGAUGAGAGCCGACGCACACGCCCGUCUCUUGGUCCCGUCCCUUGUUUCCCCGGCCGCCGCACCGCCGUCGUCCUCCGCUCUCCCGUCUCCGCCGCCACGCCACCCCGUCAGGCAUCGGUAGGUACAGCUGAAGGAGACAUGGCUGCGGCGGCGAAGGAGGUGGACAUGAAGAAGAUGGAGCUUAUGAAGGAGGUAAGAGCGCACCAAGUGGCCAUCGGCGAGCUCAACAACCUGCCUCCAUCCAGGGCCGCGUACCAGAAGACCUGCAACAUCUUCUUCCGCAAGGACAUCACAUCCCCCGUCGCGUCCCAACAGAAGCAACUUGACAUUGCCAAGGCGAAGCUGCAGAAGCUGGAUCAGGCAUGAAGGCUCACUGCAGGAAUUAGCAGCUCCACGGCACAAUAAGCGCCUUGGAAGUUGCGACUUAUACUGCUUCUGCUGCUUCAUUCAUACAUCUCCGUGAAUCCUCUCCAAUGCAACUGUCUUAGGAAUGGCAGACAACGUGUAUGCAACUUAUAUAGUUUUCUGUGUAAUAAUGGUGGUGUCAUUACAAGCUGGUUGCCAGUAUGAUCCAGUCUCAUUUCUUUCUGAAUAUGGAGAGUAGAUACCGGACUGUAGUAAAAAUAGAACCAUUAUGAAGGUGAUACGAUGAUUUGAAGUCUUUCUGAACUGAUAAUCCAGUGACAGCUAACAGGGUUUCAUAUA